This is a messenger RNA of Rhinolophus ferrumequinum (greater horseshoe bat), 3618 nucleotides long. It is a transcript of the gene RBMX, whose product is annotated as RNA binding motif protein X-linked. Gene Ontology annotation, molecular function: RNA binding. Gene Ontology annotation, biological process: positive regulation of mRNA splicing, via spliceosome. The record is from RefSeq and is a predicted model, not a curated record. Bases 189 to 1385 code for a protein of 398 amino acids. Gene Ontology annotation, cellular component: spliceosomal complex. The transcript is spliced from 11 exons. Lineage: Eukaryota; Metazoa; Chordata; Mammalia; Chiroptera; Rhinolophidae.
GUUCCCGGGCAGUAUAAAGUUUGCUGUCUCCUUUGUUCGCCCUCGUUGCGCAGUAGUGCUAGCAGCUUUUCUCUUCCGUCUUUUGAGCCAGUGGACCUCCCUCGUGCUGAACUGCUGAGAAGACCCUGCCCACGAGCUCGUUGGAGCUUGAAACCACCUUCACCUCUCCGACUCUCACCGGGGGAAAAAUGGUCGAAGCAGAUCGCCCAGGAAAGCUCUUCAUUGGUGGCCUCAAUACAGAAACAAAUGAGAAAGCCCUUGAAGCAGUAUUUGGCAAAUAUGGACGAAUAGUGGAAGUACUCUUAAUGAAAGAUCGUGAAACCAACAAAUCAAGAGGAUUUGCUUUUGUCACCUUUGAAAGCCCAGCAGAUGCUAAGGAUGCAGCCAGAGACAUGAAUGGAAAGUCCUUAGAUGGGAAAGCCAUCAAGGUAGAACAAGCCACUAAACCAUCGUUUGAAAGUGGUAGACGUGGACCGCCUCCACCUCCAAGAAGCAGAGGCCCUCCAAGAGGCCUUAGAGGCGGAAGAGGAGGAAGUGGAGGAACCAGGGGACCUCCCUCACGUGGAGGGCAUAUGGAUGAUGGUGGUUAUUCCAUGAAUUUUAACAUGAGUUCUUCCAGGGGACCACUUCCAGUAAAAAGAGGACCACCACCACGAAGUGGGGGUCCUCCCCCUAAAAGAUCUGCUCCUUCAGGACCAGUUCGCAGCAGCAGUGGAAUGGGAGGAAGAGCUCCUGUGUCACGUGGAAGAGAUAGUUAUGGAGGCCCACCUCGAAGGGAACCCUUGCCUUCUCGUAGAGAUGUUUAUUUGUCCCCAAGAGAUGAUGGAUAUUCUACGAAAGACAGUUACUUUUGUUUUUGUAGCUAUUCAAGCAGAGAUUACCCAAGUUCUCGUGAUACAAGAGAUUAUGCACCACCACCAAGAGAUUAUACUUACCGUGAUUAUGGUCAUUCCAGUUCACGUGAUGACUAUCCAUCAAGAGGCUAUAGUGAUAGAGAUGGCUAUGGUCGUGAUCGUGACUAUUCAGAUCAUCCAAGUGGAGGUUCCUACAGGGAUUCAUAUGACAGUUAUGGUAACUCACGUAGUGCUCCACCUACACGAGGGCCCCCGCCAUCUUAUGGUGGAAGCAGUCGCUAUGAUGAUUACAGCAGCUCACGUGACGGAUAUGGUGGAAGUCGAGACAGUUACUCAAGCAGCCGAAGUGAUCUCUACUCAAGUGGUCGUGAUCGGGUUGGCAGACAAGAAAGAGGGCUUCCCCCUUCUAUGGAAAGGGGGGGGUACCCUCCUCCACGUGAUUCCUACAGCAGUUCAAGCCGCGGAGCACCAAGGGGUGGUGGCCGUGGAGGAAGCCGAUCUGAUAGAGGGGGAGGCAGAAGCAGAUAUUAAAAACAAAACUUUGGACCAAAAUCCCUGUUCAAAGAAAGAAACAAAAAGGAACCUAUUCUGUCAUAACUACCCAAGGACUACUAAAAGAAAAUUGUUACCUUUUUUUAAAUUUCCUGUUAAGUUCCCCUUCCAUAAUUUUUAUGUUCUUGUGAGGAAAAGCGUGAAAACAUGUUUAAUCUAUUUGAUUUUAUGACAUUGCUUUCAACAAGCAAAUGUUACAUGUGUUAAGACUUGACUUGUGUACUAGUGUUGUAAUUUUCCAAGUAAAGUGUCCCUAAAGGCCACUUUCUGAUUUUUCCCAGUAAAUGAGGCAAGCCAUUCUAAGAUCUUCCACAAACACCUAGCCAUCUAAAAUGGAGAUGAAUCCCUCUGCCUAUACAAACAAGCUAGCUAUUAGGGGGUGGUCGGGGGUAUACUACUCUUAGGAUACCAGUCUUCAAACUGAAAUCUCAAAUGUUCUCAGUAUGAAAAACCUGAGAUCAGGUGCUUAUGUAAGGAAAGUGCUAUUCACCCAGUAAACCCAAAACAAAUGGAUAGUGCUGGCCAUAUUUUGCCUUUCUGACAUUUCCUUGGGAAUCUACAAGAACCUCCCCUUUCCCCUCCCCCAAUAAGACCAUUUAAGUGUGUGUUAAGCAACUACAGAAUACUAAAUAAAAAGUUUGGCCAAAACCAACCAUGAAGCUGCAAACGAUGCUUGCUCUUACUGUUUCAAAUUUUUGCAACUCUGUAGUGUCUCACUUUUAAGGAACAGCUUGAUUGCAAAGGAGAAAAUAGAUAAGCAAUGAAGUUAUCUCCAACUUCUCAAAGGCUUAUGACUUCUAAAAAGUGAAUCUAUCAGCAUUCCACAUCAGAUUUAAAGCAUCAAAUGCCUGUGAAACCGCAAAGAUGGUUGAGGAUUUUGGUCAUUAAGGUCAUGGAGUGCUGAUUUAUUCACACUAGAUAAAGCUGGCAGCGAGAGAAAUCAAAUGCUAAGAGUUGAAGCAGAAGAAUGCUGAUGGUGGAUAAGGCACAACAGUUGCAUAAACAGUACUCGUCAGAAUUGGUUUGGUGCAGGCAAUAGAUUUUUGCCUUCAAGGGUUCCUGUGGGUCUAAGGAAGGCAAUCAGUGUUGGUUAGCACUCUUAACUAAGGAGUAGUAGUUACUUAAGUAAUUGACCAGAUGGAGAAAGGGGAGCAAUUAAGGAAAUUGGUAAGUGGAGGUAGUCAGGAAGUUCUCCUGGUUCUUUAUGUAGAUUUUUAUAGCUUUGGCUUUGAUCUCGUUGAGCUAAAGUUACAGGGACAACUCUAAUUUAGAACUUCCUAAUUAUGACUCAAAAUUGAAUUGGAAAAAUGAAAGGCAUAAGUGGUAACUUGUUAUCUAGUAAAGUGUCUGAUUUUCAGCAAGUGAAACACUGUUACUUUUUCCAGAAGUGGGAUUUAGUCGUAUAAAAAAAACUAAAGGGAGGAAUGAUAAUCUGGAAACUAAGUGACUGGAAACAUGGCUAAAAUUAUCUAAAGCACACUUUAAAAAGGACACAAAAUUGGGCCACUUGGCCUUCUUUUUAACUAUUGUUUUGUAAGCCAACUUUACCCCCACCUCCUGUCUUGGAAACAAAUGAAGACACUACUUGAUUACAUUAGAGACUAGAGCUGAUAGUAUAAAAGCUACUGUUCUCAAAGGAAACAAAAUUGUUGAGUUGUUGGAUCUAGAAGAACCAACUCAAUUUGAGAGUUUUUGCAUAGUAAAUAUCAGUACUAUCAUGUCCAACAUUCGCCAUUGUGGAAAAUAAUCCAAAAAAUGUAACCCUCAUUUAGUAUGCUCUUGAAUCACAGUGAGGGUAUUGACCAAGUUUAAACAGCUGUUGCACUUACAUAGAUGUUUUCCUCAAUCCUAUAACCUAUAUUACUUGGGUUUAUGCUUCUUUUGGCUCUUGAGAUUUUAUUUAGAUGUAGUGAAGAUGGUAUGGAACAUUGAGAUUAAUCAUAAUAAAUAUCAAUUCUGAAUUCAGAUUAAGUAGUACACUUAAAUGACAAGACAGCUUUUUGGCAAAUAGAUUACUGACCCAGUAGACUUAAUUCUGCUCUCAUUGGAAAAUAAUUGGUCUUGAUUCUUCUGACUUUAUAUACUGGUUGUAAAAGAAAUAAUGAUAGAGUGUUUUUCUUGUUUAGUCGAAUAUAGAGAGCAUAGGUAUUAUAGAUCACUUUUCUCUUUUUGGAAUGUUUUGUAUUUGAAACUUAAUAAAACUGAACAUGCA